AUGAACAAAGAAGAUGAAGAUUCAGGUAUACAUGUGGCUGGUGUUUUUCUUGGGUUUCCUGAAAAUGUUCCGGCUCCAUUGCCUCUAGAACCUCUGGGAAAAAUGAAGAAGAUGGCACUUUCAUUGUAUCCCCAGUCUGAAAUCCUCCAAAAAGUUUUGGAUUAUGUGAAUGAAGUGCAUACUUUGACCAGUGUCCUAAGCUUGGAUUUUGGCAAAACAGUGAGUGAUGUCCAUCCAAGCUUGCAUGGAUCAUGCAUGGAACUUGUGACAAAUAUCAGUAACAGCAUAUUAGAGGGGCUUGAUCAGGCUAUCCUGGGGUUGAAAACAGAAAGAAAAUUUCGUCUACAAAAGCUUAAAGAUGUAGCUGGAUCUUUGAGCCGUAAAGACAUAAUCGAUAAGAUAGACAGGUGGCUUUCUGCCUGUGAUGAGGAAAAGUGGCUUGAAGAUUAUAAUCAAGAUGAUAACCGUUACAGUGCUGGAAGGGGCGCACACAUAAAUCUAAAGCGUGCAGAGCGAGCCAGAAUUAUGGUUAAUAAGAUUCCAGUUAUGGUUGACAAUCUAAUUAGCAAGACGCUAGCAUGGGAGGAUGAGAAACAGAAACUAUUUCUUGGGGCGCGGUUGAUAUCAAUACUGGAGGAUUACAAACAUGCUAGACAACAUAAGGAAGAGGAGAAGAAGCGAGCUCGGGCUGACACUAGAUCGAAAGGUUGCGAUUGGAAGUCGACAUACUUGAGGGAAAUGGCUUGCCGUAUAACACCUAACGCUAUUGAAGACGAUCUCAAGUUCUCAACACAAGAGCUUUUCCUGAUUGACGCACCAGCAUACGAUGAACACUAUGAACAAAUGGACUAAAAUUACUGCAUGAUAGCUCAAAGAUGUAGCACCCCAAGAGCUUUUUCAUCGUUAGUUCUCCGUUGAGUUUUGAGUUACAAUCGGAAGCGUGCAAUGGAUAGCUCAAGCUAUUCCAAUGGUCAGCGAAACGAUGUAAAAUUCUAUUGCAUUAAUACAUGUAGAUCGAUUAUUGAGCAAGAAGUU
Sesamum indicum (sesame) is the source of this 1035-nucleotide messenger RNA. The record is from RefSeq and is a predicted model, not a curated record. NCBI's taxonomy places the organism in Eukaryota, Viridiplantae, Streptophyta, Magnoliopsida, Lamiales, Pedaliaceae.